AUGUGUAUAUUUUAUUAAUAAAUAUUUAAUGCAAAUGAGGUAACAUUCUAACAAUAACUGAAUUCGAAUAUCUAUUGAUCGUUCAAUUCAGGUUAAAAAUAAUUAACAUAAUAUCUCCCUUUUAUAAUCAAAUCAAUUCAUAUUGCCUUAAAUUUAUAAUCAUCUUAAAUUACCAUCAAUUAAACAAUCAAGAAAUCUCAGUGUAAUAUAUUCAUAAAAUAUUGCAUUACUUGUUUAAUAGGCUGUAGAAUUAAUCAAAAAGUUAUCAUAUCAAAAUUUCAAACAAAAAUAACACAAAUUAAUACACUAAACAGACAUUAAAGUUCAAUUAGUUAAAAUAAAUUGGAUCUAUAAAACCAAAUUAACUUCUAAAGUAAAUUUUAAUUUUUUUAAGCAGACUCUAUCAAUUUCCAAUAUAGUUUCCAAAAAUUCAAUAUGUAUUUUAAAAUAAUUUGAAUAAGACAAAGAAUCAUCUAAAUCAAUCAAAUUUCAUACAAAUAUUCCUUUAAAUAAAAUAAAGAUUUAAAUUUUUGAUAACACCCAAUCUAAUUACAAAUAUUUAAAAAAUAAAUAUGCAAAGUUUAAGACUUAAAAUAAAGAAAAUUAUUAAAAUAGAAAAGAGUGAAUAUAGAGAAUUAAAUAGACUUCAGCAAUCAUUAUUUUCUAUAAUUGAAAUAACAAAGUUUAAAGACAUAAAUUUUAUUAAAUAGGAAAAUAAAGACUAUUAAUCAUAUUUAUUAGAAUAGUUGUAUUUAUAAAAUGAAAAGUUUAUUAGAGAUUAUAUAUAAAUAAGAUAAGAAGCUUAAUAACUUGAUAUGAAAGUUAAUUCUCUCUCAAAUCAAAGAAAAUAAUUAAGAAUAUAGUGA
This is a messenger RNA of Paramecium sonneborni, 866 nucleotides long. NCBI's taxonomy places the organism in Eukaryota, Ciliophora, Oligohymenophorea, Peniculida, Parameciidae. The record is from the annotation of a GenBank genome assembly.